CCUUUUACGUACUAAACCGGAUGCGGUUUGAACGUUUCGCUCCAGCCAAUCACGUACUCGGUUGAACAGCAGAUGGACGUGCGAUAGUUUACCCAACGCAGGCAUAUCGCACCAGCGUGCCGUUUGUCAAAGAAUAUUUUACCUGAUUUACUGUACAAAAGAUUAAGCGUUGUGAUCGCAGCUAAAACAUGUCUUCCAAUCAGCGAUCGACGCUGGAAGAAGGUCCAGAAGAAAACACCGAGCACGAAUAUGAGGCAUAUCUGUCUGAGGACAAUGAAUACGACAGUGGGGAAGAUACGGAAGAGGCUAGCGAGACGGAGUUAGGAUCGUCGAUGAACCAGCGCACGAUGGACGAACGAAUGGAGAUAAAAGAGCAGAUGUACCAGGACAAACUAGCCAACUUGAUGCAUCAGAUGGACCUUUUGAAGAUGGGAAAGCACCCCGAUUACCUGCGCCGCGUCGAGACACUAACGGUGGAACUAGAAGACCGUUUGAUGCUCAACGAAUUGCACCGAGACUACAUGCUCCAGUGCGCCGAACGAGAAUGUGCGAAUGAAAUUGCGGCAGCCGAAAAGGAGUUUGAGGAAAAGGCAGCGGAGCUUAAGGAGACGUUGAUUGCCGUCUGGGAGGAUCGGAAGAAGAUGGUCGAGCAAGAGCAUGCCACGAUGGAAUUGAGUGGCGACUCGAUCGAUGUUAAGCCAACCGUCUCACGAAAAUUGCGUCGUCGUCCGAACGAGCCGCUUCCGGUGCCAGAGAAGCGGCGCAAACCGUCCACCAGCCAGCUCGUUUUUCUGCUAGACGAAAAAGAGAUCGAACAUGAUCUAAAGCUCGUACUUCGUGGCAAACCUUCCUAUUCCGGGCGUUCGGAGCAGCACGGUAUAAACGAGGGUGCUUCGACCAGUAGCGGAGCAGGUCCAAGUGGAAUUAAUCCUUCCACGUCGGCGCACAGCUCGAGUGGAAACUCUGGCGGUUCGGGUUAUGCUAGUGGUCAACCGUGUUCCGAUCAGAACGGAGCUUCUACAUCAGAUGUGUACGCAAGCGGAUCUCAAACAAACCAAAGUUCCCAUACACAGCCAUCCAGCUCUCGAACACAGGCGCCUUCAUCCUUGCAGCAGCAGCAGCAGCAACCUUUGAGUGAGACACGCAUCGAGGAUGGUAAGCUGUGGUAUGAACGCCGUUGGUUUCACCGUGGUCAACCAGUAUAUGUCGAAGGAAAAGACAUUUCUCGAUUCUCGGGGAAUAUAUCAGCGAUUGGCGUCGAUGGCAUUUGCGUGAAGAAAACAUCAGACGGCCAAAAGGUGCGCAUCUUUCUUUCUCACCUACGCCGAGGAAAAGUUUCCAUCAAGCGACGUGCCAACUAAUUCAACGUGCAGC
This is a messenger RNA of Anopheles coustani, 1374 nucleotides long. Its product is annotated as sin3 histone deacetylase corepressor complex component SDS3-like. Gene Ontology annotation, molecular function: histone deacetylase binding. Gene Ontology annotation, cellular component: Sin3-type complex. The record is from RefSeq and is a predicted model, not a curated record. Lineage: Eukaryota; Metazoa; Arthropoda; Insecta; Diptera; Culicidae. Gene Ontology annotation, biological process: negative regulation of transcription by RNA polymerase II. The transcript has 3 exons. The coding region runs from base 189 to 1361 and encodes 390 amino acids.